AUGGACUGUUGUCGGAACCACUCCUGUUUCGCCCUGGAGAUCCUGGCGGUGGAGGAGGGAAGCCGGCGGAAGCAGCUGCAGUCGGCCCGCUCCAUCGAUGAUGAAUAUACCCCGACUAUUUUUGAGAUGGUCCAACUCAUCUCCGAGCCCCUCAACCACAGUCUGGGCUCCAGCUUCCUGCAGUGGAAGGCGGCCGCCUACAGCUCUAAAAAACCCCAUCGGGAAGACACCGUCCACUGUCAGUAUUACCCCCUCCAGGCAGUCGGCACCCUCGGUCCCGAGUUCAGGAUUCUCCGAGCUUACUUUGGGGAAGACGUCGCAAGACGCUGCAGCCUCUCUGCCCUUAAUAUCUCCUUUGGCAGCGAGGACAAUGAAGCCUACAAGGAAAAGGGCUACUUGAGCUGGUCUGCCUUGGUGGGCUUUGGGGAGCCCCAGAGAGAGGGCUUCUCCCUGCUGGUCAUCGUGAUCCUUGCCGUGGCGCUGGGCACGCCGGUGGUACUUCUACUGGUGGGGAGCCUGGCGAUGCUCACCAGACAGCAGAAGCCGUGUUCGGACUACGACCCCAUCAACUGACCGGAAAGCCCGAAGCGGCCGCAUCUCCGGAAACCGAAUUAACGGACCACCGAGCUUCCUUUGGCGAUUUUGGCAAAGGUGUCCGUCUCGGCUGCCCCCGUGGGGUGGGGUUUCUUUAUACUUUUGCCCCCAAAGGGGGCAGAAUUCAUCUCAACAAGAAAAGGAAAUCAGGGUUGUGGAAGAUGGGACAUGUUCUCCGUUGCUUC
This is a messenger RNA of Thamnophis sirtalis, 779 nucleotides long. The record is from RefSeq and is a predicted model, not a curated record. Lineage: Eukaryota; Metazoa; Chordata; Lepidosauria; Squamata; Natricidae.